AUGGUUCUCGAAGCAGUAAUGGUUGUGGUGGACAACAGUGAAAGCAGUCGAAAUGGAGAUUAUACACCAACACGUUAUGAAGCGCAAUCCGAUGCCGUUUCUUGGAUUUUUUCUACCAUCACUCAAGCCAAUCCAGAAUCUUCAGUUGGUUUAAUGUCCAUGGGAGGUAAAGGACCGGAGGUUCUUGUUACUUUAACAACUGAUCAUGGAAAGAUCUUGGAUGGAUUACAUCGUACUAAGACUAAGAUUCGUGGAUCCAGUCACUUAGCUACUGGUAUUCAAAUCGCCGGUUUGGCACUCAAACAUCGACAAAACAAAUCCCAGCGUCAACGCAUAAUCGUUUUUACUUGCUCUCCAAUCGCAGAAGACGAAAAAUCACUUGUCAAGCUCGCCAAAAAGAUGAAGAAAAAUAACGUUUCAAUCGAUUUCGUUGUAUUCGGAGAACUUGAUGAUGAUGUCACCAAAAAACUGACAGCCUUCAAUGAGAAUGUCAAGGGAGGUGAUGGAUCACAUUUGGCCAUAAUUCCACCAGGACCCCAGCUUCUCAGUGAUCAGUUAAUGACUUCACCAAUUCUAAAUGGGGAUGGAGCUACUGGAGGAGUUGGUAUGGGUGGAGCUGAAACAAGUGGUGAUGCUGGCGCAUUUGAAUUUGGCAUCGACCCAAGCGUAGACCCAGAGUUGGCAUUAGCAUUGAGAAUGAGUAUGGAGGACGAGAAGGCUCGAGUCGAGAAAAACGAGAAGGAUCGACUAGAGAAGGAAGCAGCGGAGCAAUCUGCAUUAGGGGAGAUUAAGGAAGAGGAUGAGGCAUCCGCACCUCUGUUGAAUAAGGACGGAGAAGCCAGUGGGAGUGGGGACAAGAAGGACGAUGAUAAAAUGGAUACGGCUUAG
Botrytis porri is the source of this 888-nucleotide messenger RNA. RefSeq lists its product as uncharacterized. The transcript has 2 exons. Gene Ontology annotation, molecular function: polyubiquitin modification-dependent protein binding. Lineage: Eukaryota; Fungi; Ascomycota; Leotiomycetes; Helotiales; Sclerotiniaceae. The coding region runs from base 1 to 888 and encodes 295 amino acids. Gene Ontology annotation, biological process: proteasome-mediated ubiquitin-dependent protein catabolic process. The record is from RefSeq and is a predicted model, not a curated record. Gene Ontology annotation, cellular component: cytosol; nucleus; proteasome regulatory particle, base subcomplex.